GGCAGCCGCUGCCCGCUCACUAUGCUGGUGCACCUCCCGCCUUUUGGUGGGCCACGAUGACGGCGUGCUCUACAUGUGGGCCGUGCAGCGAUGCGCGCUUAUAAUGCGCCUGCUGCCCUGCGAUGGUGCUUUACAUGCGCUAACAACGCUCGCUCGUGGCUCUAUGCUGCUUGUCGCCUGUACUAGCGGCACUCUUAAGAUAUUCGAUUUCGAUGAUAUUUUCAGUCACGAUGCAUCGGGGAAAGAGUUGCCACCACCGCUGCUGUGGGAGGAUGGUGCGCACGACUUGGGCGCCCUGUGCGCAGCCACUAUUGAAGGAGGCGAGGUGGCCGCGUCGGGAGGCCACGAUGGCCACGUGCGACUGUGGCGAGUGGCACCAGUGCCAGGCCGUAAGCGGGGAGUGGUUGCUGCCGGGGUGCUGUGUGGGCAUACGGCCGCGGUGACAGCACUUUGUUGGUCACGAGGGGCCGCAGGGGAGCUGCUGGCGAGCGCUUCACUGGACCGCACCGCCCGACUUUGGGUGCCACUCACCUUAACCUGCCUACGCGUGCUACAUGCGCACUCUCGUUACCUCACUAGCGUUGCGCUAUCUCAUGAUUUGCGCUUCAUGCUUACAGGAUCCAAUGAUCGUUCGGUGCGCACUUGGGCCAUUGGGAAUUUUACGCUUGAUGACGACAUCGAACCUCCGUGUUUAGUUUUGUCGCACUUUGGUCUUGGAGAUCUCGCGGGAAUCGAACCAUGUGAACAUAUUGAGGACUUCUAUGAAGAGGACUUAAAAUCUGAAGAGGCCAUUGGAAGGGACGAUGGAUACAAUGGGGCAGAACGUGUAUGGAUUUUGAAGGAUGCACAAGUUGGAGCCAUUAAUUCGAUCGCUAUACAUAAAGAUCUUCUUGCGACUGCUUGUAGCGAUGGGUCAGUGCGAGUAUUCCGCUGGAGCGAGCGGCUACAGAUGUUGUCGUGCGAGCGCAUACUGGCGGCCCACCGCUACCCCGCCGUGGCAGUCGACAUCGGUGCUGGAGGGGCACUACUACUCAGCGCUGGACUUGAUGGCCGCGCUCGCCUCUGGGACCUACAGUCCGGUUGCGAGCUGCUAUCGCUGUCAGGCGAGAGCCUGUGCGGCGGUGAGGCCGGGGGCGGCGGAGUGCGCGGCGCCUGUAUUUCGACCCACCGGCCGCCGCUGCUGUUGUUGGCCACCGACGAUGGCGCACUCGCCUUGUGGAGCGUCGUGCAGCGCUCUUCGGAACCCUUACACGUCUACGAGCCAUUUGCGGAAGCAGCGACAUGUUGCGCUUGGACUAGCGAUGGGCGCCUUUGCGUCGUGGGUGGUGUCGGCGGCGAGUUGCGCCUACUGGCCCCGCCACCAACACCUUCUACACUGCGAGUGCACUCCGCUGCUCACGACCUGGGUGUGCUGAGCUGCGACUUCGCACCGCUAGAAAAUGGGAUCGAUACGAAUUCUUACAUGUUGGCGUCUGCGGGCCGGGAUGCGUUGGUAAAGUUGUGGCGGGUUUUAUUAGAGAACGAUUCAAGCGGAGAGGCACGAGUAAGUAUAUGCUUACUGUGGGGUGUGGAGGCACAUGGCGGGGCGGUGGAAAGCGUCCGCUGGGGAUCAGGAGUGGAAGGCGCGAGGCGCUUGGCCACCAGCGGCGCCGACGGAUGGGCGCGGGCGUGGCUCGUGUCAGCCGAGGGGCGGGCGCGUGCGGUUGCAGCGGUGCCGGCGGACGAAGGCACGGGCGCUAGCGCAGCCUCCUUGCUCGGCGAACAACUUCUGGCGACCGGCUCUUUGGCCGGCGAGCUUGCACUGUGGCGUUUGCCCACGAUAGAAUGCCAAUACGACGGCGAGGACUCGGACGAAAUUGUUGAGCCACGGCACUGGCGGAUAACGGGUGUACUGCGUUGGCUACGCGAGUACGUUACGCGCACACCUGAGUUCCGCCUAAACUCGAGCGGCGUGUGUCGCACCCUAGGAGCGCCGGUGAGCCCCGCGUGCGAGCGGCUGUUGGUGCAGCGCGCCCGCGACGCCCAGCUGUCGGGGCGGCGGCUGCUGGACGAGCCCCUGGACGGGUUGCUGGAGCUGCUGCUGCCGCGAGUUGAAACAAUAGAAGAAGUAUUAAACGAAUCAGAGAUAGAAAACACAGAUGAGAACAAAGAACAGAAUAAUCUAGCGAUUAAGUUAAAACAGAACCCAGAAGUUGAUUUAGCUUUUGUUGCCGAAGUAAAUGAUCUACGAACUCGACUUCACGAUGAAAUACAAUGGUUGCGGCGUGAUCUACCAAGCUUCGAACUAGAGUAUGGCGCGCCUCACUCACUGCGCUGCCCCCUCACGCACGCGUUGCUGAAAGAGCCAGCACGCGCUGCCGACGGAUUUAGCUACGAGCGUGCCAACAUAAUAGACUACUUCUUUGCUGUCGACGGCGCGGUGUCGCCGAUGAACGGGCGUCGGAUGCAAAGCGCACUCGUGGCACCCAACAUUGGUCUGCGGCAGCAGCUGCGCGAAUACCUCGCAGCUGGAGUUCCCUUGCAUUCGCAG
Molecule: messenger RNA, 2530 nt
Organism: Iphiclides podalirius (scarce swallowtail)
Lineage: Eukaryota; Metazoa; Arthropoda; Insecta; Lepidoptera; Papilionidae
Source: the annotation of a GenBank genome assembly